Aspergillus puulaauensis is the source of this 3387-nucleotide messenger RNA. RefSeq names its product cation-transporting P-type ATPase PCA1. Gene Ontology annotation, cellular component: membrane. NCBI's taxonomy places the organism in Eukaryota, Fungi, Ascomycota, Eurotiomycetes, Eurotiales, Aspergillaceae. The transcript has 2 exons. The coding region runs from base 1 to 3387 and encodes 1128 amino acids. The record is from RefSeq and is a predicted model, not a curated record. Gene Ontology annotation, molecular function: metal ion binding; ATPase-coupled monoatomic cation transmembrane transporter activity; ATP hydrolysis activity. Gene Ontology annotation, biological process: monoatomic cation transport.
AUGACUUGCCAACUCGGUUCUCGCACUUCUGCUUGCUGCGGUGGACAGUCCAAAGAGAUCAAGCCCAUGGAUGCAUGUGCUCCCAAAACUCCCGGCCAAGGCCCAGGGAGCUGCUGUACCGGGACAACACAGAAACCACAGGAAGAGGCCAACGAACCUGAAUGCUGCAAAGAUAAGCCAUCUCCGUGCUGUGACAUCUCUUGCGUUGAUCGCAUCGCCCUGCGCGAGUGCGAUAAAAAACAAGUUCUAUCACCUAACAAUGCAUCUCCAAGUCUUCUGAGCUCGGGCUGUAAAAGCUCCGACGGCAACCCAUGCGACCAACACCGCCGUUCCGCGCGUGCCAAAUACGCAGCGACUCUCGAAGCCCUGGGCUGUAUAUGCCGGGCUUUGAUAGCCCUUGGGCAAGAAUCGUGCUGUGCACCGCCGAGAGGGCCUUCCCUUCGCAAUCAGCGUCGCUCGGCGGAAUCUUCCCGCGGUAUUCUGCAGCCUUCUCGUGAUUCCUGCUGCCAGGGGCGUGCUUUGGGUCCACGGAAACGCUGUAGCGCAAGUCCGGAGGGAAAGGGAGAGACAAAACCGAGCAGCUGUCACAGCGCCCCUAGGGUGUCUGCGGUUCCUAAACAGUGCUCUAGUGGCUGUUGCACUACACCUGAGACGUCCGCGCCCGUUGAUCAGCGCACUUCUCUUCAGGAUUGCGGUAAAUCAAAAAUCAGUCCGUCUUUGACCACCCGGCAAGGCUUGCCUUCUGGAAAGGAAGCUUCUGGGCCCCGUGGCUGCUCCUCCGGCUGCUGCAGUAUGCCUAGGUCGCCCACUGGUGCCUUCCCAGGAGAAAGCUCAAAAAAUACCGAUACAUACUCAGGCGGCUGCUGCAGUAAAUCCGCGCUUCCAACCUGCGGCGUCACCGAAGAUAAGGCUAUAGAGGUCAUCCCAAGCACCGCUAUCCCUGACCUCGAACAAGGUAUCACGAGCCAAGAGCAUAUCGUUUUGAGCAUAUCUGGAAUGACCUGCACUGGAUGCGAAACCAAGCUUAAGCGAAAUCUGGGCACACUACAAUCAGUCCACAAUCUUAAAACUAGCUUGGUGCUGUCGCGGGCAGAAUUUGACCUUAAUGUCGGUAUUCAGUCACUUGAUGAAGUGUUUAGGCACUUGGAAAAGACAACCGAGUUCAAAUAUGAAAGGGUCACGGACCGAGGAUCGCGCGUGGACAUUGUCGUCCCUAAUGCUUCCGAAUUUAUCAAGCAAGAUUGGCCUCGUGGUGUGACCGAGGUGACUCUCAUUGAUGAGCGAACCGUGAAUGUCGCUUUUGAUGCCACGAAAAUCGGAGCCAGAAGUCUGCUGCAGCAUGGCUGGGAGAGACCGCUAUGUUUGGCUGCUCCGCGUCCUGAUCCAGCUCUCGCGGCUGGAAGCAAACAUGUGCGGCACAUGGGAUAUAUGACUAUUCUGUCCAUUAUCUUGACGGUACCUGUCCUGGUCCUUGCUUGGGCUCCUCUUCCAGAGAGGGAAAUUGCUUAUGGCUCUGCCUCGUUGGCCCUGGCAACAGUCGUCCAAGUCGUUAUUGCCGGCCCGUUCUAUCCAAAGGCAUUGAAAGCGUUGAUCUUCUCUAGGAUCAUUGAGAUGGACCUGCUCAUUGUGUUGAGUACAACCGCGGCCUAUAUUUUUUCCGUGGUCUCUUUUGGAUACCUUGUUGCCGGCCAGCCACUGGCUACUGGUGAGUUCUUCGAGACAAGCACUUUGCUUGUCACUUUGAUCAUGGUUGGUCGGUAUGUCGCGGCACUUGCUCGCCAGAAGGCCGUCGAAUCCGUCUCGCUCCGGUCACUACAGACGCCUACUGCCAUUCUCGUGAACGAUUCUGGGGUGAAUGAGAAAGAUAUAGAUGUCCGACUCCUUCAGUACGGGGACCUCUUCAAGGUCAUUCCAGACUCUAAGAUCCCAACCGACGGGACAGUUGUCGGAGGAUCAUCUGAGGUCGACGAAUCAAUGAUUACUGGGGAGUCAAUUCCAGUAGACAAAUUUCCUGGAUCUGCCGUUCUCGCAGGAUCCAUAAAUGGCUCUGGGACGCUGAUUGUCAAGUUGACACGGCUUCCUGCUGAUAAUACGAUCUCCAUGAUUGCGAACAUGGUCGAUCAAGCCAAGCUGUCCAAGCCAAAGAUGCAAGAUAUCGCGGACCGAGUGGCGAGCUACUUUGUACCUGUUGUGGUUACUCUAACAAUCAUCACGUUUGUUAUUUGGAUUGCUGUAGGUAUCGCAGUGCGAAACCAGUCUGGAUCCCGAGCCACCACUGAAGCAAUAACCUAUGCUAUUACUGUACUCAUUGUCUCGUGCCCUUGCGCUAUCGGCUUGGCGGUACCCAUGGUUAUUGUUAUAGCCAGUGGUGUUGCUGCUGAGCGAGGCGUUAUCAUUAAGACUGCUGACAGUAUCGAGGUCGCCUACAAGGCUUCCCAUGUUGUAUUCGACAAGACCGGCACUCUCACCCGAGGCAAACUCACGGUUGCAGCUGAGCAUAUAGACAACACGAACGAUUCCAUGUCCCUACUCCUCGGUCUAAUUGGGAGCAACAAGCACCCAAUUUCUGCUGCGGUGGCCGCACACCUUAAAGCGAGAGGCAUAUCAGCGUCUACCGUCACUAAUACAAAAGUACUAACUGGCAACGGUGUAGAAGGCUCUGCAUCAGGCCUUACACUACGAGCGGGAAACUCACGGUGGCUCAACGUCUUGUCUAAUCCGCAAGUCCAAUCCGUCCUUGAACAAGGGUAUACAGCAUUCUGCUUCACAGUCAACGACACCCUCGCCGCCGUCUUUGGCUUAGAAGACUCACUCCGCCCGGACGCCCUUGAAACUGUCACUAGACUGCAGGAGCGUGGUAUAUUAGUUCACCUCCUCUCAGGUGAUGAUGACACCCCCGUACGCUCUAUCGCAAGACAACUCAGCAUCCCAGCUCAAAACAUCCGCUCCCGCUGCACCCCAGCUGACAAGCAGGCCUACAUCCAAGCCCUCGGACCCUCACCCCAUCAACAGCCACGCAUGAAAACACCAGCAACCAUAUUCAUAGGUGACGGAACAAACGACGCCAUCGCCCUCGCCUCCUCCACAAUCGGUGUACACAUGAACCAGGAAACAGGGAGUGACGUUGCCAAAUCCGCCGCAGAUGUUGUGCUCAUGCGGCCCAGCCUGCUCGGCCUUCUGACGAUGAUCAACAUCAGCGAGAAAGCGGUCAGGAGGAUCAAGUUUAAUUUCGGGUGGAGCUUUGUUUAUAACCUGUUCGCGGUGCUGCUCGGGGCUGGCGCCUUUGUGGAUGCGAGGAUUCCGCCGAAAUUUGCGGGCUUGGGCGAGUUGGUUAGUGUUUUGCCUGUUGUUGUUGCAGCGGUGCUUUUGAGGUGGUCUAGGGUUUAA